Maudiozyma saulgeensis is the source of this 378-nucleotide messenger RNA. NCBI's taxonomy places the organism in Eukaryota, Fungi, Ascomycota, Saccharomycetes, Saccharomycetales, Saccharomycetaceae. The record is from the annotation of a GenBank genome assembly.
AUGUUUCGUACAUUACAAUCACAACCACGUAUUAUCACACUUUUCUGUGGUGAUAUAAGUCGUAAUCGUCCCGCUACAAAUAUUUUGAAUUAUUUACGUGAUAAACAAAAUGAGAAAGUGAUCGAUGUUGAAAUACAUGAUAAGUUUCCUACAAGAGAUCAACUUCAAUACAUGUAUCGAACAGAUUCUAAACUUUUAAGCCAUGAAAUUAAUGGACUUGGUGAUAUAUUAAAAACAGCACCUCAACAAUUACCAUUUGGACAAUCAUUAAUUGAGGCAGCUACUGCAGGAGUAUGGAAUAACGGUGCCUUAUGGGUCGAUUGGGAGAAACAGAAAAUGGGCAAUACUCUGCGGUCUAUCGAGGCCCAUCUAAAAUAA